AUGCAACAACCGCGAACCUAUCCACCGCCACCAUCAAAUCCACCACCGGAGACCUCUCUCCCUUCAACAACAAACCCAAUCAUCGACGAAGCCACCACAUCACACUGUCCUCCUCCAUCACUGGUGAACGCAAACCAUCGACUUCCAUUUCCGUCUGCGUUUCCAUUGAAAAUCAUGCCCACCAAAUCGAAAAACCACCCUCGCUGUUUGCCGUCUUCAACAUUACAAACCCAUUCACCUUCAUCAACUCACCCUCCGCCGCCAACAUCGCUUCACCUGUUUCGUAAUAAUUCUACAACUUUGAUAUAUUACCGCUUUUCGAUCCUUAUAUACAGUACUUUGAUUUCGUCGUCGCUGUGA
This is a messenger RNA of Lathyrus oleraceus (garden pea), 360 nucleotides long. Its product is annotated as pectinesterase inhibitor 10-like. Lineage: Eukaryota; Viridiplantae; Streptophyta; Magnoliopsida; Fabales; Fabaceae. The transcript has 2 exons. Bases 1 to 360 code for a protein of 119 amino acids. The record is from RefSeq and is a predicted model, not a curated record.